Molecule: messenger RNA, 1392 nt
Organism: Esox lucius (northern pike)
Lineage: Eukaryota; Metazoa; Chordata; Actinopteri; Esociformes; Esocidae
Gene: setb
Product: SET nuclear proto-oncogene b
Exons: 8
Coding region: 199-1014 (271 amino acids)
Biological process (GO): nucleosome assembly
Cellular component (GO): nucleus; chromatin
Molecular function (GO): chromatin binding; histone binding
Source: RefSeq, a predicted model, not a curated record
UCUGGUUUUUGCGAGCGCGAGAAGGCAAAGCUUGACGGUGAGGAGUGUGUGUGCAUGAGCAAAGCCUCUCGUUCACGACACGCUUUAUUCGCACUCUCCACUGUUCAAGGUGGAACUUGACUUUUCUCUUGUCCGGGGAGACGUCUAAACAACAGGGAAUAUACAUUCUGACUCAAACGUCUACGGUGUUGGAAAAUCAUGUCAGCCUCGGCGGCGAAAGUCGGUAGAAAGGAGAACUCGAAUCACGAAGGAGCGGACGAGACCUCCGAAAAAGAGCAACAGGAAGCAAUUGAACACAUUGACGAAGUACAAAAUGAAAUUGACAGAUUGAACGAACAGGCCAGUGAGGAGAUUUUAAAAGUAGAGCAGAAGUACAAUAAGUUACGCCAGCCAUUCUUCCAGAAGCGGUCAGAACUCAUAGCAAAAAUCCCCAACUUCUGGGUCACAACAUUCGUCAACCAUCCACAAGUUUCAGCCCUUCUUGGCGAGGAGGAUGAGGAGGCACUUCAUUACCUGACCAGGGUGGAGGUGACUGAGUUUGAAGACAUCAAGUCGGGUUACAGAAUAGAUUUUUACUUUGACGAGAACCCGUACUUUGAGAACAAAAUCCUCUCCAAAGAGUUUCACUUGAAUGAAAGUGGGGACCCAUCUUCAAAGUCAACUGAAAUCACAUGGAAGGCUGGGAAGGACCUGACAAAGCGUGCUGGCCAAACGCCAAACAAGGCUGGUAAGAAGAGGCAACACGAAGAACCAGAGAGCUUCUUCACCUGGUUCACAGACCACUCCGAUGCCGGGGCAGACGAGCUAGGAGAAGUUGUCAAGGACGACAUCUGGCCCAACCCAUUACAGUACUAUCUGGUCCCUGAUAUGGAUGAUGAGGAAGGGGAAGGUGAGGACGAUGAUGAUGAUGAAGAGGGCUUGGAAGACAUCGACGAGGAAGGAGAUGAGGACGAAGGCGAAGAAGACGACGAUGAGGAUGGAGAAGACGGAGAGGACGACGGCGAGGAUGAUUAAGCUCGAAAAGGAUGUAUUCCAACCUCCAUCUUUUCCCCCUUCUUUCCUUUUAAUCAUCCUUUAACCCUAGGGAGCAAGAAGUUUGUUUUAUUUUAUUUUUGUAUUAUUUUGUGCUAUGUCUCCUGUUCUACAAGCUUCCACCUGUCCAUACCAUGUCUUCAAGACCAGUUAAUUCCCAGGCCAUGCCCGCAGCAGUAUCACGUGUCAUAAAACUACUACACAUGUCUCCUAAGACAUAAACGUACUAGCAUUCUGCACGUUCAUCUUAUAUAGACUAAAAUAAAGUUGAAUAGCAAUUUGUAUGUAUGAUAUAUAAAUACGGUUUCUGUUAAACUUGUGAGUUGAAUAAAGAUAAGCCAUGGUGCGGUGAUAACUUAA